Molecule: messenger RNA, 1545 nt
Organism: Helianthus annuus (common sunflower)
Lineage: Eukaryota; Viridiplantae; Streptophyta; Magnoliopsida; Asterales; Asteraceae
Product: polyubiquitin-B-like
Exons: 2
Coding region: 1-1545 (514 amino acids)
Biological process (GO): modification-dependent protein catabolic process; protein ubiquitination
Cellular component (GO): nucleus; cytoplasm
Molecular function (GO): ubiquitin protein ligase binding; protein tag activity
Source: RefSeq, a predicted model, not a curated record
AUGGCCGACGGUUCUUCUUCGGGGAAACGAAAAGCCAAUGAAGACGAUGGUUCUGGUAACUGGAAGAAAAUAAACACUAGUGACCUCGACCAUGUUAAAGUCGAGUGGGAGUGUAGUGACGAUGAUGCUGGAGACGAAGACGAGGAGAGUGGGUCUAGCGACGAUGACGUUUUUAACAACGACAUGGAUGAAAAGAGUAUAUCAGUGAAGACCCCCACCGGUAAGAUCAUGUCUCUUGAAGUCAAAGGCUCGGACACCAUUGGCAAUGUGAAAGUCAAGAUCCAGGCUAAGGAACAUAUUCCCUUUGACCAGCAAGAACUGAUGUUCAACCAAAUGGUUCUUGAAGACAUUGAAACCCUUGCCAACCUGUGCAUAAAAAAGGGAUCCACCUUCAUACUGAUGCGUAAAUCAACUGGAUACAUUAAUAUAAAGAUCACGACCCUCUUGGGAGGCUUCGUCCAUUCUCAUGAAGUCAAACCCUCAGACACGAUUGGUAACGUGAAAGCCAAGAUCAUGUGUUGUUUUGGGCACGUGGUGAUGUUCAAUGAUAUUGUCCUUGACGAUAGUUGUACCCUUACUGACUACCACAUCAUCAACGGAUCCACCCUCACACUCAUAGAAAAAUCACCGGGAUUCAUCACAAUAUUCGUCAAUACCUUCACUGGAAAGACCAUCUCUUUGUUGGUCAAACCCACAUACACCGUCGCCCAAGUGAAAAUGGAGAUUGAGCGUAAGGAACAAUUUCCAUUUGACGAGCAGGCGUUGAUCUUCAACAAUAUGGUUAUUGAGGACAAUUGUACCCUUUUUGACCUGCACAUCAACAUGAAAUCAACCCUCACACUUAGGCGCAAAUCGAGUGCAUUCAUGAAGAUAUUUAUCAAGACCCUCACGGAAGAGACCAUUCAUCUGGAAAUCAAACCAUCAGACACCAUCUACAACGUGAAAGUUAAGAUCCAGGAUCAGGUACAUGUUCCCUAUGAUGAGCAAGCGUUGAUCUUCAACGACAUGGUUCUUGACAACAUCAAAACCCUUGCUGACUUCCACAUCAAGAAGGAAUCCACACUCACACUCAUGCGUACAACAAUGGAUUUCAUGAAGAUAUUCAUUAAAACCCUAACCAGAGAGACCAUUCCUCUAGAAGUCACACCCUCAUACACAAUCGGCAACAUAAAAGCCAUGAUCCAGGAUAAGGUAAAUAUUCCUCGUGACGAGCAGGCAUUGAUCUUCAGCGAUAUGGUUCUUGACAACAUCGGUGCCCUUGUUGACUUUCACAUUUACAAGGAAUCCACACUUACGCUUAUGCGUGUGUCAAGCGGAAUUAUGCAUAUAUUCAUCAAUCCCCUUUGCGGAAAGACGUUUACUCUGAAUGUCAAACCCUCGGACACCAUCCAGAAUCUGAAAUCCAAGAUUCAUGAUAAGGAAGGUACUCCCCCAUGCAAGCAGAGACUUCACUUUGAAGGAAAGCCGCUACUGGAGGAUAGCCCUACCCUUGCCGACUACUACAUCCAAAAUGAAUCAACCGUCUAUUAUUAUAACACAACAUGA